AUGCCGUUGAGAACAUUGAAUCGUGAGAAGAUAAUUCUACGACGGCGCAUCAUCGCAGAGUUUUGUGAACAUGCAGAAAUCUACGAGGGACGGCUUCAGGGUGCGCCGAUCGCAUGCAAGCUGAUUGACGGCGAGGAAUUGGAAAUUGCGGGAUAUGAGCGAUUGAAAAACGAGGUUAAUAUUUUGGAAGUCGAGUGGCUUCGCCGGCUGGUUCAUCCCUACAUCCUUCGCCUUCACUCUUCUACCGUUGCCGGCCCUUAUCUUUGUCUUACCACUGAUCUCGCCGAUAUGAGAGCAGCAACUAACGUCAUCAAGGACUAUUAUCCGUUGGGACUUCCCGAGCCGGCGUUGCGCAUCAUUUUGAAGCAACUAUUCAAGGCCCUCACCUACAUGCAUGCGCGCAAUGUUGUCCAUCGAGGCAUCCGUGCCUGCCACAUCUUGAUUGACUCGAAGUCUGGCGUCAAAUUGACCGGUUUCAGGCAUUCUGUUCACCUGAAGCAUACAGCGAAAAACAGGCCUGAUUACGAUGCUGUGACCCAUGCCUACGAUGCACAGUUGGAAAAUUGUCUUCUUUGGCUAGCGCCAGAGAUAAUAUCGCAGGACAUAGACGGCUACGGUCUUGCUUCGGAUAUUUAUUCCGUGGGAAUCACGCUGUGCGAAAUGGCAAAUGGAGCCGGGCCCUUUACGGAGAUGGACCCAUUCACAUUGCUGGCCGAAAAGACCGGAGGCACAGUUCCUUGUCUACUCGAUUCGAUCACCGGGGAGGCUUGUAACGUUGUGGAAAGGACGGCUCACUACAAUCGUACCUUCACGAAGGAUUUGCACUGGCUCGUAGCAUCAUGCGUGGCCCUCGACCCAGCCGACCGUCCAACUGCCCAGUAUUUUCUCGAAAAGUCCUCGCUGCGCAAAGCAAAAUCGAGGCAUUUACGUAAGGCGCUGGAGCGGGUGCAACUCGAGACGCAGAAGCCUGACGAGGACAUUGCCGACCACUUUGUGGACCUGACUGGUUGCGAAGAUUUGGAGUGGCUUGAGACGAAUGCCCAUGGAAACAAGAUGAUGAUCGAUGGGAAUCCGACU
Messenger RNA from Mesorhabditis spiculigera, 1077 nucleotides. The record is from the annotation of a GenBank genome assembly. NCBI's taxonomy places the organism in Eukaryota, Metazoa, Nematoda, Chromadorea, Rhabditida, Rhabditidae.